Geodia barretti is the source of this 2475-nucleotide messenger RNA. The record is from the annotation of a GenBank genome assembly. NCBI's taxonomy places the organism in Eukaryota, Metazoa, Porifera, Demospongiae, Tetractinellida, Geodiidae.
GUCUUUGACAGAGGUGACAGCACCAGAGGUACGCCAGUCAAUGUCGUCAGGGAGGCUGUACUUGUACUGAGAUGUGUUGAAUUUCUUGAAGAGGUGGCCGUAUUUGCCAGAGAGACCUCGGGAGACGUUCUCACCAGGUCUCCAAAGUUGUUCAUCUUGAGAGUGUAGCCAAAGGUGUCAGAGUACUGGUUGUGCUGGUCGAUGUAAGCAUUGUUGGACAUCCAGAGGUGCCACUCCUCGGGGUACUGGAUGGCUGCUGGCGUACCCAUGGCGACCACUGCCAGAAAAACUACCAGUGAUUUCAUUCCUGGUCUUUGAUAGCGAGAUUCUGCAAGUGGUUUUGCCAUGUUCCUGCUUCCACAAGUGCCACUCUCGAGGCAGCUGGACUUGGGGACCAGACGGCUCAGAGCAAAUGUGCUCGUCAUCAGCUCUAACUGCAGGGGCCACCGGCAAUAACAGAGGGAGUAGGAGAAACAAGACGGCUGCAGAGCUGAGUCCUAGUCGUAAUGAAGCCAUCAUCUGUGGGGAAAGUAAAACGGUAGCAAGUACUUAGCUAUAAUAUAAUUAUGGUGGAUUAUUGUAGUUACCGAUACAUUCUAAGUCUCUAGAGUCAUAUUAUCUUACCCUAGGCAGUUGGCUAUCAUAUAUGGGAUAGGCAACACUCUUAAGUAUCUCUCUCUCUUUCUCUUACCUUUCAGGUCCAGACAGGGUCCAAAUGGUUCUUCAAUCGUGGACUGUAUACCACGUAUGCACUGGUGAACUAUGACUGAUCUAAACUUUGUCUUGAUUCAUCCGCAAUGGGAGGUAUCCAGUCUCAAAUAGCUAGCACGCUGCGUGGGCCUUGUCUCUACCAACACUCCCAAUCGUGCACUCUCCCACUCUUUGGGCUUUCACUGGACAUAUGGCAUUUGGCAGGACUUAACACGAGCUACUGUGCCACUCCCAUGCCUGUGUCUAGAUCCAUGUACUGCAGUCAUAUUAACCGCCCUUCCUUUUUACCUGGUGAACUACAUACACUGCGUAGGGAGAUGUUUCCAUUCAUAAAACAUAUCGUUUUCUAGUUCCUCAGUUGUAAGACGGCACAAAAGUGUUUGUAGCUGCUAUUCAACAUAACUUCCCGCAGCUUUAUUGCUUAGUGCAUGGCAAACUGAUGUGUCACAAUUGUGCUUUGUGUAUACCAACUGCAGAGUUUGCUUGUUUUUAUCAAAGACUUGUGCAGACUGUGACAGAUGUUGCCGCUUGAUCCGAAUCUUGGUCUGUAUUCAGAUCACAGGUGUCCUGCCACUCCCCCUCUCCCUCUCCUGACUCCCUUUCAACCCAGUUCUGAUUGAUUGAGUGGUAAACACGUUUUGCUAGCAGCAGCAACAGCAAGACACAUGAUGUUACCUUUACCUCCCAAGCACACAGACACGGUGUUGGUCUAGGACCAAACAGCACAGGCAUGGGAUGCUAUCGGAUGUUGUUGUUGGUUAUUGAGAAAACAGAAUUUGCACAAACAGUGCCUCAUUAAUUAAAGUGUACCUCAGCAGUACCAGUUUUCUCUCAUUGCAUGUGUACACAAAAGUUGAUAUUAUGGCAUCAUAUCUAUCACUAGUAAUGUCAUGUUGUACAGGGCAUAAAAUAUCAAUGAUUCCACAGCGCGUACAGUCGCACACGGGAAGUGGGGAUCGAAGAAACUCACUCAUAUUUAAUUGUCUUUCUCUAACAAGACUUCUUCAUGUAACUGGAGAAGUAAUGCAGGUUUCUGAGGUUUUCUUGUGUGUGGCGAUCGCGGUGAUUGCAAGAGUUCAGAGCCAGUUUCUGUACGAGGGAGGGCUGGUGGAAAACCAUGGCCUUGUAGAUCGCUACGAUAUGGCGAACAACGCUCGCCGGCUGAGAUGUGUAACUGCUGUGAGUAGCUGUUGUCGUGACAGCUCUCAGGGGACCUGGUUCAGACCAGAUGGGGUUCCCGUGACAAGCAGUGCUGUCAAUGGUGUGCAUCAAGUGUAUGGCAAUCGCAGAAUUGAACUUGUUGUCACCAGCCGGAGUGCCAUGUCAGGGAUAUAUCGAUGUACUAUACAGACUAAUGACCAGAGUAGUGAACUGGAGUCAUAUCAUGUGGGACUCUACCCUCCAAAUGAAGGUAAUGCAACAGUCCAAAUCUCCCUGACUGUCAAUAGAGAAGGGCCUCGGUACACUCUGAACUGUGUCACCAUUGGAGGCCCUAUCGGUAGAGUUGAUUGGCGGCAAACCCCACUGGGGCAAACCUCACAAAGCUUGGGAGAAGGAAACAAAGUCCUCAACAACCCAGUCACUGCCCAGUACAACCUCACUAAGAGUGUAAAUACACCAUCUGGGAGAAUUGUCUGCUCAAUAAUAUCCCCACAUUCUGCCAGCGAAGAUAUCAAAUUUGAUGAUCUCCCACCACCCUACUUUGGUAAUAUCAGAGGUCGGUGCAUACAGCUGGCGAGAGCUCCAACUGACUAUGCACUGUGA